Messenger RNA from Cannabis sativa, 732 nucleotides. RefSeq lists its product as uncharacterized. The transcript has a single exon. The coding region runs from base 1 to 732 and encodes 243 amino acids. Lineage: Eukaryota; Viridiplantae; Streptophyta; Magnoliopsida; Rosales; Cannabaceae. The record is from RefSeq and is a predicted model, not a curated record.
AUGCUAGGAAAACAAGCCUGGAGGUUAGUCACGAAUGAGCACUCUCUUGUUAGUCGGGUUUACAAAGCCCGAUAUUACUCACAUGGUUCGUUUUUGAUUGCUUCUCUUGUUCCGAAUCCUAGAUUUAUUUGGAAAAGCAUCUUCGAAACACAAGCUUUGAUCAAGCAAGGUGCUCGUCAGGUUGUUGGUCCAGGUACGAAUAUUAUAAGUGUUCAGUUUGACCCUUGGCUCAAAAAUGUCUCUCAUCCGUGGGUUACCACUACUGCUAAUGGAAUGGAGCAUUGGAAGGCUAACAAUCUCAUGGUGCCGGGCGAAAGAACAUGGGAUUUGAAAGUAGUUUCUGAUAUUUUCAAUGAAAGAGAUAAGGAGCUAAUUUUAAAGACCACUAUUGAUCAGGAGGCUAGUAUUGAUACUUGGUAUUGGCAUUUGGAUCUUCAUGGUGCUUACACUAUGAAGGAGGCGUAUCAUUUGAUGCACCUUGCUGAUGUUACUAAUACUAGUGACUUUGAGAUGAAGAUUUGGAAAAUUGCUUGGAAGCUACAUGUCCCUCCAAAAGUACACCAACUUAUGUGGCUUGCUCUGACUGGUUGUUUGGCCACAAAAAUUCAAGUUACUACCAAGCAUAUCCCUCUUGACCAAAUGUGUCCUAUGUGUAACCAAAUGCAGAGACCAUCAUCCAUUUAUUGGUGCAAUGCCCCUUUGCAAGUUCAAGCUGGCAGAGGUCGAUAUUAA